Molecule: messenger RNA, 675 nt
Organism: Helianthus annuus (common sunflower)
Lineage: Eukaryota; Viridiplantae; Streptophyta; Magnoliopsida; Asterales; Asteraceae
Product: protein FAR1-RELATED SEQUENCE 9-like
Exons: 3
Coding region: 1-675 (224 amino acids)
Biological process (GO): regulation of DNA-templated transcription
Source: RefSeq, a predicted model, not a curated record
AUGGGUCCAAUCAAAGCGUUUAAUGUUAUGAAGACUUGUUUUGGCGGUUUUGAAGACGUGGGUGCAAGUAAAGUUGAAUUUAAGAACUACAGGAGAUAUGCUAUGGUGUUUGUACCGUUCACUGGUAUAGACAAUCAUCACUGCAAUGUUACAUUUGGUGCUGCAUUAUUGGCGUCGGAAACUGCUAAUACGUAUAUUUGGUUGUUGAGAGUUUUUCUAAAAGCUGUUGGUUCUCAACCAAAAGUUGUUGUCACUGGCCAAGAUCCAGCAAUGAAGAAGGCUAUUUCUGUUGUAUUUGCUGACACGAGGCAUCGGUUUGAAUCAGAAUGGGAAGUGGUCAUUGGAGAGUUCAAUUUAGUAGAUAAUGACUGGCUAUCUGAUAUUUUUGCACUCAGGGAAUCUUGGAUCCCUGCAUACUAUAGAAUGGAAGAGCUGUCGGGCCUUAUGCGAACGACAUCGAGGUCGGAGAGUGAGAAUCAUUUUUUUGGUCAAGUGUGCGAUUCAAAAGCUACUCUUGUUGAGUUCAUGACUCAUUACGAAACUACAAUAGAAGAACAGCGUUACACGCACCAGAAAAAUGAUCAUGAAUCUCGAUACAAACGCCCCCAGUUGAAGAUUAAUUACCAAGUGUUGGAGGGCCAAGCUGCUGACAUAUACACGAAAAUAUUUUUGUGA